Messenger RNA from Clarias gariepinus (North African catfish), 2577 nucleotides. RefSeq names its product wingless-type MMTV integration site family, member 10a (gene wnt10a). NCBI's taxonomy places the organism in Eukaryota, Metazoa, Chordata, Actinopteri, Siluriformes, Clariidae. Gene Ontology annotation, molecular function: frizzled binding; cytokine activity. Gene Ontology annotation, biological process: neuron differentiation; cell fate commitment; multicellular organism development. Gene Ontology annotation, cellular component: extracellular region. The record is from RefSeq and is a predicted model, not a curated record. The transcript has 4 exons. Bases 406 to 1653 code for a protein of 415 amino acids.
ACACUCUCUCUCUCUCUCUUUCACACACACACACACACACACACACGCAUACACACACACACACACAGAGUUAUCCUGCACAGAUUCUGCUCCAGCUGCUCUCCACACACACACACACACACACACACACACACACACACACACUGAUUUUGGUGCAGAAGGAACUCACCUGGAGAAAAGUUUUAAAGCUAUGAGAGACGCAGAGCUUCUCCUCCUGCAGCAGGUCUGAUCUCACACAGGAACACGAGCGGAGUUCUCCAGCACCAAGCUCAUAAAAGAACUUGUCUGAGGAACAUCUGCUGAUCUUUCCUAACAGGAGCUGGACCUCAGUCCCUACUGGAACACUCCUCACUCUUUUACUUUGUUCCACUUUAUUGUGAUUUGACUUUAUUUGUGAGUUUUUGGAUGGAGAGCUUCAGGAUGACAGCGUUCCUCCUCUUCCUCCUUCUCUCCUUUCUCCUGCACAGGUCAGAUUCGAACGCGAUCAUCGGGCUGUCCAAGCACAUUGAGCCCAUCCUGAAUGCCAACACGGUGUGUCUAACACUCCCAGGACUGACGAAGAAGCAGAUGGAUAUGUGCAUGAGAAACCCAGAUGUCACAGCCUCAGCUAUCCAGGGCAUCCAGAUCGCCAUUCAUGAGUGCCAGCACCAGUUCAGGGGGCAUCGCUGGAAUUGCUCGAGCCUUGAGACACGAAACAAGAUUCCCUACGAGAGCAUCGUCUUUAGCCGAGGGUUCAGGGAGAGUGCGUUUGCAUAUGCUAUCGCCGCGGCAGGCGUGCUACACUCUGUCUCAAAUGCCUGCUCCAUGGGGAAACUGAAGGCGUGUGGCUGUGACGAGAAACGGCGCGGAAACGAAGAAGUCUUCCGCCAGAAACUGAACCGACUGCAGCUGGAAGCCAUCCACCGAGGCAAGGGCAUGGUGCACGGUGUAAUGGAGGAGCGAGGGGGUGUCCUGGAGGACCAUGGGGUUGCCAAAGGGGGUGGAGCCAUGGAGGAGUGGGAGUGGGGGGGUUGCAGUCCUAAUGUGGAGUUCGGGGAGAAGUUCUCUAAAGACUUCCUGGACUCGAGAGAGACCUACAGAGAUAUACACGCCCGGAUGCGACUGCACAACAACCGUGUUGGACGACAGGUGGUGUUGGAUCACAUGCGACGAAAGUGUAAAUGUCACGGCACGUCGGGAAGCUGCCAGUUGAAGACCUGUUGGCAGGUGACUCCUGAUUUCCGGCUAGUGGGCUCCCUGCUGAAGGAGCGCUUCAACCUAGCUGCGCUAAUCAAAACACACAACCGAAACACAGGCCAAGUAGAGCAUGUACCUCAGCAUCAGCAUCACCAUCAUCAUCACCAUCAUCAUAAUCAUCACCACCACCCUCCACAGCAAGAGCGGCGACGCAACAACGCCAACGCGCUCGUCUACUUUGAGAAAUCUCCGGAUUUCUGCGAAAGGGACAUUGAGUCAGACUCGGCAGGGACGCAAGGGCGCAUCUGCAACAAGACAAGCCAGGGAAUGGACAACUGCGAGAGCCUGUGCUGUGGUCGGGGACACAACAUCCUGCAGCAGACACGACGGGAACGCUGCAACUGUAAAUUCCACUGGUGCUGCUACGUUGUGUGUGAGGAGUGCCGGGUAAAUGAGUGGGUCAGUGUCUGCAAGUGACAAUAACUAAGACCCGUAUAAAUGAAUCAAUAAAUAUAUAAUUGCCCAAAGACGGGGAGCGACAAAAGGGCCGAACCAUGAUGAUCAACACAAGACAUCGGACAUUUUCCCAAUGGACUGCCAGCAUUCUGUUCUCUGUAGCAGAACAGAACAUAAAGAACCACUUGUUGGAGUAUAAAAACUGGUGUAUGCUGAGUGUAACUCCACCCCUUGUGCCCAGUCUUGCCCACCUGUUCACCCUACUCACAGUACUUCUGCACUGUGUCAAUUCAGGAAAAAUCAGUUUUAAAAGUAAAACAAUAAGACAGUUUGAUUAAGAUCACUAGAGAGCACUCAGUAACGUCAAUAACAUUUAACUUAUCUAUAAAGAUCUCGGAGGUGAGAUGCUCUCUGGUACUUACUGGACGGAGACAAAAAGACACACCAUAUUUAUCCACUAUGCACAGAGCUUUUGGUUCAUUCCUAAAUGUUUAUACAGUAUGUUUAACGCUUUAGUUUAUACGUACCACAAACGUCAUGUGGAUUACUUUAAGUCACACCUGCAGGAAUGUUUGUCAGGAGACAAACAUGCAACACACACGCCAGUUUCUUGUAAGGGAAAUUUUAUUUUUUAUAAAGUUUGUCCCGCCACACUUAGUGUUGCCACAGUUAAUUACAAUGAUUAGCAUGACAACCUUAUUACACGAUUUAUAAGGAGCUUCUCCACAAAGCUAGCAGUAGUGAUGUUUCUCAGGUGCAGUCUGAGAGCAGUGUAAAUUCUGUGGUAGCAUGCCUACCAUAAAAGCCCUUCAAGUUCUUCAAGGGUUCUUUAAGCAUUCUUUAGUAACCAGACAAAGUCCCAGUAAUGCCACUAGCUAGCUAACAAUCCUAGCCAACAAUCAAGUACAUAUAGAUGUACUGUUUUAAUCCUGAACGUAAAUAACG